Messenger RNA from Gymnodraco acuticeps, 2556 nucleotides. RefSeq names its product nuclear factor 7, ovary-like. Lineage: Eukaryota; Metazoa; Chordata; Actinopteri; Perciformes; Bathydraconidae. Gene Ontology annotation, molecular function: zinc ion binding; protein binding. The transcript has 2 exons. The record is from RefSeq and is a predicted model, not a curated record. The coding region runs from base 406 to 1833 and encodes 475 amino acids.
GAUUCUCCUUCCAUUGAAAUGAAGAUAUAACGAAGUGAGUUUUUGUUUGUGUCUCUGAGCUGCAACCACAGCUUCUGUUCGAGCUGCCUGCAGACAUUCUGGGAACAAAAUACCUGGACAAAGUCACCGUCCUGAACUGAAUACCAAAGGACAUUUCCCUCUGAAAGACAUCCUGACUCCAUCUGCUGGUGAAUAAAUGACAUAGCAGCAUUUCCUGAUGUUGAUCAUUCACCCUGUGACGGAGGUGAGAGAAAACGAAAGUGGAUUUAGACAUUGUUGAACAGCGCUGAGACACCAUCACAGGGUGUGAGAUUUCUGCUCGGAGACACGUUUGGAGUAUAUGUGGGGAGAAGUGGAGAGACUGUAAGUUGGUGAGUCCUGCUCUAGAAAUAACUUUAAUACCAAAUGGCUGAGAAAACCGCUCUUGUUGAAAGUUUCCUGAGCUGCCAUGUUUGUUCAGAGACUUUCAGAGAUCCUGUGUCUCUGGGCUGUAACCACAGCUUCUGUUCGAGCUGCCUGCAGACAUUCUGGGAACAAAGUAAGAACAAAAACUGUCCCAUUUAUAAAAGAAAGUCCUCCAAAGAUCCUGUGGGGAACUUUGCACUGAAGGAACUGUCUGACUCCUUUGCUGAGAGACAGAAAGCUGGAUCAUCUGAGACAGAGAAAGGAGAGAAGAAGGUGGAGGUGGUGUGUAGUAAACAUCCAGAAGAGCCUAGAUUGUUCUGUAUGGAUGAAGAGAGAGCUGUGUGUCCUGUCUGUGAGUUUUCUCUCCACCAGGGUCACAAGGUGGUUCCUGUAGAACAAGCAGUCAGUGAGCUGAAGGACCUGCUGACAUCUGACUUAGAGUCUCUGCAGGACAAGAGGGACAAAUACAAAGGAGUGGAGAGAACAUACAAUGAAGUGAUUCAAGUGUCCGAGAAGCAGCUGCUGUCCACAGAGAGGCAGAUCAGAGCAGAGUUCAUCAAGCUCCAUCAGUUCCUGAAAGAGGAAGAGGAGUCCAGACUGGCAGCUCUGAGGGAGGAAGAGGAGCAGAAAGGGAAGACUAUCAGCAGAGAGAUGAAGAGCAUUCAGGAGCACAUCUCCUCUCUGUCACACAGUAUCUCUGCUGUUGAAGAAGAGCUGCAGAAACUCAACGUGCCCUUCCUCAGCAGUUAUAAAGCCACUCAGAGCAGAGCCAGAGUCCAGAGCUCACUGUCAGACCCACAGCUGCUCUCAGGAGCGCUGACAGAUGUGGCCAAACACCUGGGCAACCUGUCCUUCAGAGUCUGGGAGAAGAUGAAGGACCAGGUCCACUUCAGUCCUGUCCUUCUGGACCCAAACACUGCAAGCAGAUGGCUCUCUCUGUCUGAUGAUCUGACCAGUGUGAGACAAGGAGACAAAGAUCAGCAGCUUCCUGAUAAUCCAGAGAGAUACACUCACUAUGCUACUGUUCUGGGCUCUGAGGGCUUCAGCUCAGGGAAACACAGCUGGGAGGUGGAGGUGGGAGAUCAUCCUGACUGGCUUAUAGGUUACACUAAAGAGUCAGCUGACAGGAAGGGAGAGUUACCAGGUGCCUCUCCAAAAUAUGGAAUCUGGUGUUUAACACAUAGCAGUGGAGAAUACUCUAAUGGUGCUGGUGAGACUGUCAGAGUGGAGAAGAAUCCCCAGAGGAUCAGAGUCCAGCUGGACUAUGACAGGGGGGAGGUGUGCUUCUACGACCCUGAACACAUGACUCCCAUCUGCACUCUCAGAGACACUUUCACUGAGAAACUCUUCCCAUAUUUCAGUAUUGGAGAAGCUGGUGAUGCUAAAACUGCUGAUAUCAAAAUCUGUCAACGUGAGAUUCCUCUGUGAUGCUCAGGAGUGUUGGUUCAGACUUUAUUCUGACUUCACUCUCCGUCUACAUCUCUUUGGAACAUUCAAGAACAUAAUCAACAGAUGAUGAGAUAUUAAUCUUUGCAUGACAUUUUUACACAUUAUAAUCAAAGAGUCAGUCAAAGACAAACAAACAACUUGAUUGUUUAUUGAGUUUAUUUUGCAUCAAACUUUAUUACAGUGUGUUUAUAGUUUUCAUUUGACUCAUUUAAUGAUCGAUGAAUGAUUGAUCUAGUUUCUAGUCAAACAUCACGUUAUAGCAGUAUACGUUAUCAGUUUAACUUUUUUAUAUCUUUGGGUCUUUUGAUGAAUUAUUUUGAGAUAUGUUGUUUUACUGCAGGGAGCAAGUCAUUUAAUACAUUUAUUUGAAUUCAUUAUUUCAUUCUUACAAUGUUCUUUCGUGACAUUUUCAGUCCUCUAUAGAUGGACAAUAACAUUUAUGGUAAUUGAAAAUAUCAAUUUCUAAUCAACCUAGAGGGAAUAACAGCUGUGUAUAAUUAAGUGUAGUAUUUGUAAAGCUGCUUCAGAUAUCUUGUGAUUAAAUAACCAGCUGUUUAAUUCAGAAAUGUGUCUGAGGUUGAUUUCUGUUUCUUUGGUACAUCUGUCAAAAAGCCAUGUGACAAAUUACAGAGACUAUAAAUGAUGAAAGACAAUUGUUCAACAAACCUUUACAAUAAAAAAUAAAUAAUCUGAAUAUCGUAA